AUGCUUGAACCAUUUAUCAACGCAAAAUCUUGUGGCAAACUCAAAAUUGCUGUUAGUUGUUCAUCUAAUAUGAACAGAAGUAUGGAAGCACAUUACUUUCUAAAGCAACGUGGGUUUAAUGUCCAAAGUUUUGGUUCUGGAAAUUAUGUAAAGCUGCCUGGACCAAGUAUUGACAAACCAAAUAUUUACGAUUUUGAUUCGAUUACUUAUGAUGAAAUUUAUCAGGAUUUGAAAAACAAAGAUUCGAAAUUAUAUACACAAAAUGGGCUUUUGAACAUGCUUGAUAGAAAUAGAAGAAUAAAGAAAUGUCCCCAAAAAUUCCAAACCUCUGAAGAACAUUUUUCUGUCAUAAUUUGUAUGGAAGAACGAGUUUACGAUCAAAUUGUUGAUUUUUUGCAAACAAAUGAAAGUUCUAACAGUACAGGAGAGUGUGUACAUAUAAUUAAUUUUGACAUUCAAGAUAAUCACGAAGAAGCGACUAUUGGAGCUUUAAUUGUGGUACAAUUGUGCAAAAAGUUGGAAGAAUGUGAAGAUUUGGAUAACGAAAUUGACGAAGUUUUGAGCGAUUUCGAAUUGGAAAACCAAGGAAGGAAUCUUUUACAUACAAUUUGUUUUUAUUGA
Messenger RNA from Meloidogyne enterolobii, 621 nucleotides. Lineage: Eukaryota; Metazoa; Nematoda; Chromadorea; Rhabditida; Meloidogynidae. The record is from the annotation of a GenBank genome assembly.